AUGUCUUCAAUGCGCUACUACGAGAUUAUGGUUUCCCUUCCUCCCCGCAAGUUCUUUAUCGGAAAUGAGUUUGUAGACUCCCAACACAGCAAUGGCCAAAGAAUUACCUUGCUGAACCCGGUUGACGACUCGGUCGUCGUGGAUGAUCUUCAAUUGGCCGGAAAAGAAGAUGUUGACCGAGCCGUCGCGCUUGCGAAUGAGGCAUUCCGAAAGGGACCAUGGGCAUCGUUUACUGGUGUUCAGCGCGCCGCCUGUCUCAACAAAUUCGCUGAUAUCGUCGAGAAGAAUGUCGAUCAUCUUGCGUACUGCGAGUCGCUUCCCACUGGACGUCCCAUUGCAGGCAUCAUUCACAUGGAUUUGGCUCAUAUGGCUCAAGUCUUCCGAUAUUACGCUGGAUGGGCGGAUAAGAUUGCAGGGCAAUCAUUUUCAGAAGACAACGGGUUUGCCAAGAUCGUUAGGUACGAACCUCUGGGCGUGUGCGCGAGCCUGGCGUCCUACAAUGCGACUUUCCUCUACAUUGGCUGGAAGCUUGCGCCAGCUCUAGCAGCUGGAAACACGGUUAUAUUCAAGCCCUCCGAGAAAUCGCCGCUGGGAAUUCUCGCCAUGGCGCCGCUCUUCGCAGAGGCUGGGUUCCCGCCUGGCGUCGUGCAAUUCUUGACGGGCGCCAGAGAGACUGGAGCUUUGCUGUCCUCACACCAAAGAAUCGCAAAGAUCAGCUUCACCGGCUCAAUUGCCGCUGGAAGAGCUGUCCAAGAAGCUGCGACGAAUAGCAACCUCAAGAAAGUCACUCUAGAGCUCGGCGGCAAAUCAGCAGCUGUAGUGUUUGACGAUGUGGACUUUGAUCUUUGUGUGGACUGGUACGCCUUUCUUACCUUUAUCCUUGUUGAACAAUAUCUAAUUUGGCACCUCAGCGUCGGCGGUGGCUUCCUUGCCAACUCGGGGCAGAUUUGUGUUGCGGCCUCUCGCGUGUUAAUUCAGGAAUCUAUUGCAACCAGGUUCAUUCAGGCCAUCAAAGAGGUCUUUGAGCGGGCUCGAGACGGUAUGGGCAGCAGUCCCCUGGAACUUUCGACGCAGCACGGCCCGGUAGUCGAUAAAUCCCAGUUCGACCGUAUCAUGGGAUACAUUGAGAAAGGCAAGCAAUCUGCCGAGCUCGUCACUGGUGGUAAAAGGAAAGGAUCCAAGGGAUGCUUCAUCGAGCCGACGUUGUUCGUCAACCCAACCUCGGACAGCCCAAUCUGGAAAGAGGAGAUUUUCGGACCCGUCCUCACAGUCAAGACGUUCAAGACCGAGAAGGAAGCCAUUGAGCUAGCCAACGACACAGUAUACGGACUUGCCUCGUGUCUGUACACAUCAGAUCUCUCUCGAGCAUUGCGUGUAUCCUCGGCACUUGAAAGCGGCGGAGUGUCUGUGAACUCUCCAUACCUCCCGGAGCUCAACACUCCGUUCGGAGGUUCAAAGCAGAGCGGACAAGGCAGAGAGCUUGGCUCUCACGGCUUGUACAGUUACCUAGAACCGAAGUCAGUGCAUAUCAAACGAUUCGUCAAAUGA
Verticillium dahliae VdLs.17 is the source of this 1548-nucleotide messenger RNA. Its product is annotated as aldehyde dehydrogenase. The transcript is spliced from 8 exons. The record is from RefSeq and is a predicted model, not a curated record. Gene Ontology annotation, molecular function: aldehyde dehydrogenase (NAD+) activity. Bases 1 to 1548 code for a protein of 515 amino acids. Lineage: Eukaryota; Fungi; Ascomycota; Sordariomycetes; Glomerellales; Plectosphaerellaceae.